Messenger RNA from Scylla paramamosain (green mud crab), 3538 nucleotides. RefSeq names its product thioredoxin domain-containing protein 11-like. Lineage: Eukaryota; Metazoa; Arthropoda; Malacostraca; Decapoda; Portunidae. The coding region runs from base 314 to 3235 and encodes 973 amino acids. The transcript has 16 exons. The record is from RefSeq and is a predicted model, not a curated record.
UAGUGCCUCCCCGGUUCAGUGCCGAGGCGUGCGUGUGUGAGAAAGGGUGUGUACAGUGCUAUGGUAGGGAGGUGUGCUGGGUGGGGUCUACAUUACGAGUGCUUUAUAAGCUUUUGAUUGGUUGAGGGGCAUAAGCUUAUGUCGGAGUGUGGCUUCCUUUGCACACUCAGCGCGUCAGCAGCCUUCAUGGGACAGCAGCAUUCAGUAGUCAACAUCUUGCCGGCUUCAGUCACCGCUUCAGCGUCACGUUCUGCUAUUGUCUCUGCGCUGCCUCCUGAUAUUUAAUGCCAAAAAAGCACCUCGAGGCCUGACGAUGAAUAUGAAGCGGGUGAUAAGCAAUGGUGCUGGGAUGCCUGACGUAGAGGGCGAGGGGGGCACUCCAGCUGGUGAGCGUGACGCGGGGCCUCCACCCAGCUCUCACCAGUACCAGGGAGAGGAGACACUUGCACCAGGAAGCUUGGACACGGAGGAGGAGGAGGAGGAGGAGGGGAAGAGUGUGGGUGUAGAGGCUACUGUGCCUUCCCCGCCCACCACCACCACCACCUCACAGCUGUUCUCCGCCAAGAUCAUGCUGGCCUGUAAACUGUCCCUGCUCUUCCUGGCGCUGGUUAUCGUGGUGCAAAGCAGUUCGUGGGCAAUAUCAUCCAAAGGCAGAGGACCACUGAUACGCAAAACAUCGUCCCCACAACCAUUCUUCCCACAACACUCCUUGGUGACCGACUUUUACACUGGGGAUGUGGAGGGACUCACUGAGCGGCUGCUAGCAGCAGACCUCUCACUGGUGGUGUACUAUGCACCAUGGGACCGUGCCUCACAGACGCUGCGCUGGGAGGUGGAGCGUGCAGCACAGUACCACCAUGAGCAGAUCUACUUUGCUGCAAUCAACUGCUGGCAGCCAGGCUCAGAGUGCAAGUCCAGGUAUAAGAUCCGCAAGUUUCCAGCAAUAGUUUUACAUGUUCGCACUUCCUCUGGAAUGGAAACCAAGGCGCUGGCAUAUGGUGGACUCCCAGAAGCUGCCCAUCUCAUACGUUUCCUCUCUCGCUGCUUGCGCCCACUGACCCACAUUGCCGCCCAUGCUGAUCUUCCCAGGCUACAGAUUGACCACAGUGCUGUGGUGCUUGGCUACUUCGACUUCACCUCCACCCUGGUGCCUCGAGGCUUCACAUCAUACUACCUGGCAGCACUGCGGUGGCUGCAGCAUGAACCAGCUGGUGCUGUGGCCUGGGGUGUGGUGACCAAUCCUCAGGUGGCACAAGCCUUUACCCUCAAUGCCUCUCAGUCCAUCCACCUGGUGCUCUGGAACACUACAUUGGCAUUCAGCGAUGCAGGUUCAUCAGACAGUGAAGGCAUCAGCAACUGGGUAGCCAAGCGUCUAGAUGAGACGGCCUCGUGGCUUCACUUCUCAGGCGACAAGAGUCAGGUGAUGAGCAGAGCAACACAGGAAGGCCCCACCUUGCUGCUCUUCUCUCCUGACAACCCCUACCGCACCACCAAUGAUCCUUUCACCCUGCUGAGAGAACUUUCCCUGGAGUACUUCAACUGCAACCAGUCCAGUAGAGUGUCUACACUGGCCCGCUACCUUGGGACGUCACGGUCCAGGGGCCGCACACUUCAGAGGAAGGUGGAGAAGGCCUGCCACUCCUACCUGGUAGAGCACCUGCAUAUGUUGCAUCUCUCACAGCAACACCACACUUCUGAAGCUGAAAGGUGCUGUCAUGGCUGGGAGACAGGAGGGGAGUGUACUCCUGCAUCAGAGGGAGGCACUGUCAUCCAGGAGUGUGCCAAUCCUAACCUUCAAGUUCGGGCCAACUUGCUUCAGCACGUCAAGAGUCUGAUGAUGGUGCUGAGCGACUCCUGCCGUGAGAUGGUCCUGCAGUACAGCCCCUGGAAGGAUUCCUCACUGUGCUGCCAUGAGGCCAACACCUCCUCCUCCUCCAGCACCCCCACAGUGCCACACAUUUCCAUGACCAAGACCCAUGCAGGGGAGAAGACUAGAAAAGCUGGCCAACAAGAUGACCACAUAGAGAGACUGCAAGUCCUGGCAGGGGAAGAUCAGUGUAAAAGACUGUUCCAGGGAUCCCUGCUUGGCCCUGUGCCUUUCAUCAGGGACCAAAAUUCACCUCUGGACAUAACAGGCUUGGGAUGCAGGACAAACAAGACUCUCUCCUUCCUGGCGGUGGAUUCCCUGCACCACCAGGACAUGGCCAACAGACUCGGGGUGAACCUCUCUUCCCGUGACCCGCCCAACACUGCUGCAGUCAUUGUGGACGUGGAGAGAGAGGCACACUUCAUCCUGGAUGCCAGCCUGUCCAAGCACACUCUGGCAGCCUUCAUCCUCAACUACACUCAUGGACUUCUUGACAGAACCUUGGUGAGUGGGAAAAAAGAAAUGACACACUGUGAUACUUCUCAAAUGUGCAUCCAGGAACUGACAGCAGAAAAUUACUUCAAGGUCACUCAGCAGACUGGCAAGACCGUGGUGGUGCUGCACUACAAUAGUAACUGUGUGGCCUGCAGCAGCAUAGGUCACACAUUCCUGACAGUGGCCCACACAAUGCACCACAUACCUGAUGUCACCUUUGCCCGGAUCAAUGCGGUGGGGAACACACUGCCAUGGCACCUGCACUUCACCAGCCUACCUACCAUCAUUGUCCAUCCUCCCUUCAGGAAGUCUGAGAGUCGAGUGUUCGAUCUCACCCACCCCAUAACUCCAGCCAGCGUGAUAUCCUUCAUCAUGGCCGACCUGGGGCCCAGACACCGCCUCACUCUAGCACUCCAUGCCUGUGGGGAGCAGUGCCAGGAAGGAGUGCUACAUGAGGCUGCCAUUGCUUCUACCACACUCCAGCAUAACAUCACAGUCUCCACUUUGAGGCUUCAGCGAGUUCUCGAGAGACUAGUGAAGGCUGUCCCUUCCUCACAAGCAGCCACUGACUUGCACGAGCAUGAGCAACGUCACUAUGAGCGUCUGCGGCGUGCCAAGACCCGCCUCAUGAAGGAUAUCAAGACGCAGAGGAAGAAGCUGGAGCACCUGAAUCACAUCCAGAAGCUGCUGUCCAGGCCACUCAAUCAGGAGGCUCUGGAUAGCAUGCGGGUAGAAUCAUUUAAUUACCUUAUGGAAAAGCUCUCUGCGGAUCCCUCCUCCUCCUCCUCCUCCUCCUCCUCCUCCUCCUCCUCCUCCUCCUCCUCCUCCUCCCAAGAACCUUCUAACUCUGAUACAGCCCAUGAAGAAUUAUAGGGGAGGGAGGCCUUAGGGUUACAAGUGCUGGAGCCUUUUCCUGUGAUACACUUAUUUAUAGAGAAACUGUAUAGGUGGGAAUACACACUCAUGCACUCAUCCUAAAACACACACACACACACACACACACACACACACACACACACACACACACACACACACACACACACACACACACACACACACACACACACACGUGCCUCAUGUAUCAUCCCCUCAUCAUGAAGUGUUUUGUUAUGGAGACUUGCAUCGUAUCCUGAAGACUAUGAGCUUUUAUUGUGAUGUAUUAAAUGUGGACUUGAA